This is a messenger RNA of Lycium ferocissimum, 768 nucleotides long. RefSeq lists its product as uncharacterized. Bases 1 to 768 code for a protein of 255 amino acids. NCBI's taxonomy places the organism in Eukaryota, Viridiplantae, Streptophyta, Magnoliopsida, Solanales, Solanaceae. The transcript is spliced from 2 exons. The record is from RefSeq and is a predicted model, not a curated record.
AUGAGAUGUCCAAGGCCGCUUCGGUCCGAUCCUGCUCAAAGAGAUCCGAAUGUGGUGUGCGAGUACCACGGUACUCAUGGUCAUCGAACUGAGGACUAUCGGCAACUAAGGGAUGAAGUAGCCCGACUGUUGAAGAAUAGGCACUUACGUGAAUUCUUAAGUGACCGGCCAAAAGGAAAUUACAAAAGCAGGGAAGCAAAUAAGCAGGUCGAAACCAGUGGAACCUCAACACGUGAUCAACAUGAUUAUCAUGAUGAAGAUGUGGAGGGCAUCAUUCAACCCCAUAAUGAUGCUUUGGUAAUUUCUGUCCUCAUUAAUACAUCUGAGGUUAAGCGUAUUUCGAUUGAUCCAAGUAGUUCAACCAAUAUUAUCCGUCAGAAAGUGGUAGAGCAGCUGGGGCUGUUGGACCAAAUUGUGCCGGCAGCUCGGGUUCUCAGCGGGUUCAACCUGGCAUGUGAAACUACGAAGGAGGAAAUCACUCUGCCAGUGAAUACCGUAGGGACGGUUCGGCAAACGAAGUUUUACGUCAUUGAAGGAGAGAUGAGAUACAAUGCAAUGCUUGGCAGGCCGUGGGUACAUAACAUGAGGGCAAUAGCCUCGAUGUUACACAAAGUGUUGAAGUUUCCAACCCCGGAGAGGGUAAAAAUAGUUUAUGGGGAGCAGCCAGUGGCAAGGGAGAUGUUCGCAGCUGAAGAAGCAGCUCCAAGACCGAAGGCACUGCCAUUAAAGGCCAUGAAAGAAUCAGUUGAAGGCAGAAAUGCUAAAUAG